AUGGAGUCACUUACAGAUCUCGAAAGGAAGUACAAAGACCAAAUUUUUGAUUGGAUAUCUACUUUUGUGUACAAUGAUGAAGCAAUCAUGAAAGAGUUAGAUGAAAUGACAUGCUUAACUGAAUUAGGUGAUGGCUAUAUACUAAGAAUUUUGAUUGGAGUCAUUUACCCUCACUUAAAGUCCUUCCCUCAUUUGGAAUCCAGAAAUGCUAAUUUGAUCUUGCCAGAUAUAAUCAAGCAGAUCUACCUUCGGUUUAAAAGGACAUUUGACAUCGACAUAAAUAUCACUGAUGCAUAGAUAAAAGAGGUAUUGAAAACAUAGAACUCUUAGGCUCUCAAGGAAAAUAUACUCCUUAUUGUAAUUACCACACCCCAACAAAAUAUUAACCCCCAGCCUUAGAAUAUGAUUGGUGGUGGAAGAUUUUCGUAUAACUCUAGUCAAAGUCAGGGACCAAUGAUGAGCAAUUCAAGAUAGGAAUGUGAAUCUGGGGAUUAUGAUUAGUACUCAAAUGGUGAUGCUCCAGGUAGUGGUGCUAACAAUAGUGGAGUAUUAGUCUAAAGACACUCAUAUCAAAAUAGUUAGUAUUCAAUAAACAAGAAAUCUAAUUAUCAUGACAAUGAUAAGUAAAGUAUUGGUAGUGAAAAUGAGGUGUUUAAUAUAGGUUAGUCUCCUCUGAAUCAGAGAAGGACAACAAACAAUAUAUAUGCUUCAACUUCAAGACAUGUUAAAUAUCAAAAUAGAACUGGCUAACUUUAACAGGAUGAGAUUAAUGCUAUGAUUAAUGAAAUAGAAAUGCUUCAAAGAGAAAACGAUGAUCUAAAGAAUCAAAACUAAGUAGCCAAUGAGGAUCUUAAUGCGUAUGAGUGCGAUUUAGAUCAACUUUAAUUAGAACUAGAUGACCUAAGAGAAUACAAAGAAAAAUAUGAAGAAAAUGAGAAUACAUACAAGGACAUGUUUCAAAAGAAGGAAAAAAGAGAGAUUCUAUUGAUUGAAAAGUUGAAGGAAAUGAGAAAUCAUAAAAACAAGCUUCAAGAUAAAUCAAGCUACGUUUUUCAAAAAGCUAAGAGUAUUAUUGCUGAAUAUUCUAGUUUCAAAGCCCAUAUAAAAGACAUGCAGCUCAUAAUUUAGGAGCAAAUGAGUUUGAAAAACUAGGAAUUCUAAUUUGCUAUAAGUAAUUUCUAAGAAAAAUAAGUUAAAAACUUCCAAAAGUUAAUUAAAGAGAAAUAAAGAGAUAUGGAGUAGCAAAAGACACAUUAUGAGAAUAAGAUAGCUAGACUUUAGGAGUAACUUGAUAUUUAUUAGAACUAGAAUCAAAGUGAUAACUCUAUAAAUCAAAAUAAAGAGCUUGCAAAAUUGUAAGAAAUCAUUUAAAGAACUUAAAAAGAAAAUGAUGAACUUUAGAAAUAAUUAGAACUCCAAAAAGUUCAGUCUUAAACAGAUUUAGAUGAAAAACUUCAGGAAAUCAAGACAUUUAAUGAAUAAGAAAUUACUAAGAAACUUAAAGAGCAAAAAGACAUAUUAACUAUUGCUUUGAAUAACAAACUAGAAAAACAGAAAUCAAAUAUCUGCAAUGAAAUGAAUGAAAAGCAUAAGCAAUAAUUAGAAUGUGAGAUAAGCAAAUAAAAGGUUGAAUAUGAGAAUACCAUCAAGACCUUGACUGAAGAAUUAGAUGAUUUAAAGAGUGAUUUAGCUUUGAGAAUUCCGAUUAAAGACUAAGCGCGCUAAACCAUGAGAAAGAGUUAGCCAGAAUCGCAAUAGACUGUAGGAAAUGAGGUAGAAGACCAGGAGAGAAUAGCUUUGAUUGCCAAGAUGUAAGGUGAGAUAGAUUCUUUAAAGAAUGAAAUCAGAGAGAAGGAAGCAAUGCUUAAUCAAGUUUAGAGUGAAUUUGAAGAGUAUUAAAUACAAUCAACUAAGCGAUUACAACAAAGGAAGAAGGAAAUCGAUGCACUAAAAGAGGAAAACGAUAAACUGAAGGAUGAACUUGAAAAGUGUGUAAAGCACUUCUAGGAAUAGUAGCUAAAGACCUAUAAGUAGAGAGAAUCAAUAAUGUCUCAUCUAAACAAUGGUUCUUCAUUGCAUCAGGUUCAAGGUCAUACUAAUGAACUGUCUCAAUCUCAGACAAAUACACCCAUUGAACACUUUAAAUUGAGAUAUAAUGACGAGAACGUCAAUAACAGGAAUUCCUAGUUGCCUCUACCCUUUGGAAGGAACACCACCUAGAUGCCAAGAACCCCUAAUUAACUACAGUCUAAUACUUUCUAAAGAAAACUUGAUGAAAAAAGUAAUAGUAACGAUGGUAUAGUCUCUUGCAAAAGUGUAUAUUAAUCUUUGAGCUAGUAGCUAUAAAUUGACGAGAAGUACAACUUUUCAGCUUUUGAAAGGGAAGAGCGAGUAGCGCCAGUAAACUUAACAAAUAGGAGCCAUAGUGACGAUGAAGAGCAUGAUGAUGACGACGACUAGAACUUAUCAUUCUUUUUGUCGAAUGAAUCAUCCAAACAUAGAGAUUCUAGAAUCACUGGAGAUGAAAUUAUGGAGAGUUUGAAAGUUCGAAAGUGUUCUGAGAACAUUCUGGAGUAGAUUGAGCAAGAUAUAUCAAAGAUUGACAAAGUCUUAGAGCAGAACAAGAUAAAUAAAGUCGAAGGCCUACAGGGAUUUAUAAAGACUCAGAGAACUGAAAGUGAUCCACUCAAUAGUUAGGUUUUCAUUCAAGGGAUUAACGACAAUUACAUUACUGAUUAAGCUAGUUAAACUUUCACUCCUUAACCACAGGAUUCAGAUUAUAAUACUCCCACAAAGGGUGAGGAACAAAAAGAAGACGAUAGUGAUUUGAUUUAGGUUGAUGAAGAAUUAAUAAAAUACUUAUAAGAAAUGAUAGAAAUGCUGAAUACCGACGAUGAAGAAUUAAAUGCUUAGAAUAAGGAGAUGCUAAUAAAGUAAAUUUCGUCAAAACUAUAAAGCUAAAAGAUAAAAGCAGACCGCAAAUAAAUCGAAUAGUUUCUUGAUACACUAAAAGAUCAGUAGUACUCCAAGGCUUAGACAGCAGAAGAGAAGAGGAAACUAUUGAAAAAGAUGACUGAGACUUUUUAUACUUUAGGUUACACAGCUUUCUAUGCAUAAUCAUAGACUUAAUGUGCCUCAGCUGCUUUGUAAUUGGGAUUAUAAGGUGGAUCAAUUGAAACACUCUCAAAUGGUUUGCUAAGUAAAACGGCUUGGAUUGCUGUAGCAUUUGUGUAUACUGCUUAGACUGGCUUAAACUAUAGAAGAUAUAAGAAGGGAAAUAUAACAAAGAAAGAGUUCUGGAGUAGAGUCAAAAUCAACUCAGUUACUACAGUUAGUUCUGUAGCUGUUGGAUCAGGUGGAGCGGCUGCAGGAUUUGCUAUUGGCACAGCAAUGUUUCCAGGAAUUGGGUCUAUUAUAGGAUCAGUAAUGGGUGGUAUAAUAGGAGGUUUUGCUGGUGAAAAGCUUUCAGCUAAGGCAUACAAAUCAAUUGAGCAUAGAAUUGAUUAGGCGAAAGAGAGGAAACGUUUGAGAGAGCUAAAUGAAAUGUAGAAUUUAGAAACAUCUGGUACUAAAUACACAGCAAAAUCCAAUAAAAAUGAUUGCAGAAUAAGUUAAGAAAGAUACGAACAAGCACUCAGCUAAUUAGCAAUUCCUAGUUUUAAAGCUAAUAUGUUUGAAAUAGAAUAAAGCUACAUGAAUAUGCUUGAGGUUCUCACAAAUAAUAAACUUAUGGAUUAAAAUAAGAGCCCUGAAAUUCAAGAAUAAUUCCUCAUGAAGUAUCAGCUUAUUAUUGACUCAUAUGAGGAUAUUAGAGAAUACAGGGAGUAUCAUAAUAUUAUUAAUUGA
This is a messenger RNA of Stylonychia lemnae, 3846 nucleotides long. Lineage: Eukaryota; Ciliophora; Spirotrichea; Sporadotrichida; Oxytrichidae. The record is from the annotation of a GenBank genome assembly.